Messenger RNA from Cuscuta campestris, 930 nucleotides. The record is from the annotation of a GenBank genome assembly. NCBI's taxonomy places the organism in Eukaryota, Viridiplantae, Streptophyta, Magnoliopsida, Solanales, Convolvulaceae.
GUUGACUUCAUUUGGAUUUUGGUGGCGGAGAGAGACACAAGCACUUAAGGACAAUACUAAAUGAAGUGGGAAAUAAUGAUUCAAAUGAAGGAUGGGUUGGGUUUAAUAAUGCCCCAAACGCGGUUUUAGCACAGUGCAAACAAUAAUAGGAAAAAUCCAAAGUUCUGGUGCAAGUUGGAUGGCCGCAAGAUUAAUUCUGAAAAUGCAAAAGCUACCGGCAGAUGACCCUCUCAAAACACAGGAGGAGUAUAACCAUGGGCAAAAGAGCACUUUCAGAGCGCAUGAAGGGACAUGUGGUAGAAGAAAGAAAUCGUGGUGCAUACCGAAGCCGUCGGCGUCGUACCAGCAGCUGAUAGAGAACAUGAGCUACGCCUGCAAUCUGGUCAACUGCUCCGCCGUCCAGUCCGAAGCCGCCGGCGCCUGUUACUACCCCAACAGCCUCAUCAACCACGCCGCCUUCGCCAUGAACCUCUACUACCAGAACGCCGGCGCCAACACGUGGAACUGCGACUUCAACAACUCCGCCGUCAUCGCCCUCACCGACCCCAGCUACGGCGCCUGCAACUUCCAGUGCCGCACUUUUUAAUUAAUUAUUCCGGCCAAUUUAUAUAUUUGCGUUUAUUUAUUUAUAUUACACGCCCGCCCAUCCAUUUAGUUCAAUUAAUUAAUUCCUCUUUUAAUUCCCACUAGCUACAUACUGUCCGUCGUCUCACCAUGUUGGAACAAUUAUGCAUGUCCUCUUGAUCGAUUAAUAAUAUAAUGAAUGUCGUUUAAUUAGAUCGAAUUCACCCCAAUUCUUGUGCUUUUGUUUUCCUUUUGAGUUUGGUGUAUAUGAUUCUAAUGUUGUCACAUAUCUUUCUUUCGCUUUGUUUCAUCAUGAUCUCCAAAAUAACAUAUUCAACUUUAGAUGGUCUAAUAUUAUUCCAUCAC